Ambispora gerdemannii is the source of this 1290-nucleotide messenger RNA. The record is from the annotation of a GenBank genome assembly. Lineage: Eukaryota; Fungi; Glomeromycota; Glomeromycetes; Archaeosporales; Ambisporaceae.
AUGCUAGAAACUAGACAUUUGACCGACGAAGACAUCGAGGAUUCUACUGACGAAGCAAGCAGCGAUGAAUUUCAUACCGAAACACGAAUUAUUCAUAAAAAAUGUUUUGAUUGUGGAAAAUUCAGGACAAAUUUUGCGUGGUGCCAAUCUUGUGAAACUACUAGGUUUAAGGAAAAUUAUUCAAAAUGGACAACUGGCAAUUUGCAACUUGAUUUAAUUAUACAGAAAAGCCAAGCUGAGGCGAAUAUAAGCGGUGAUUAUCUUGAAUAUAUUCAUUAUGAUCAAUUUGAACUGGUUGAAUUUCAUAAAGCUGGCGCAUUUAGUGAAAUCUAUUCUGCUAUUUGGUUGGAGGGACCUAAGUGGGAUUGGAACGAAAACACUCAAGCUUGGUCACGGGGUGGACCAAUAAAGGUCGCGCUGAAGAAACUUAAAAAUUCUCAAAAUUUGAGCAAACAAUUCUUGGAAAAUUUACGAAAAUAUCAUCAUUGUCUUCAAUCAGGCAGUGUAGCUGACACCUUUGAUAUCAGCUGGAAAGAUAAAAUCGAUUUAUUAUGGGGGAUUAGUGCUGGUUUGGAAAACAUUCAUCGUUCUAAUCUCUAUCAUGGAAAUUUACACGGUGGAAAUAUAAUGAUCGAAGAUGAAUCAAUCUCGACUGAUGGAAGAAUAGCUGAUAUAGGAAUUCAUGGAUCACAAUCAGUGCAGACCAUUGCUGGAGAUUUACGUAGCAAAAUCAUACCGAUACCGCACAUUAAAGUGCUAAUUCUAGAAACUAGACAUUUAACCGACGAAGACAUCGAAGAUUCUACUAACGCAAGCAGCGACGAAUUGGAUGAAUUUCAUACCGAAACACGAAUUAUUCAUAAAAAAUGUUUUGAUUGUGGCAAAUUCAGAACAAAUUUUGCGUGGUGUCAAUCUUGUGAGACUACUUGGUUUAAGGAAAAUUAUUCAAAAUGGACAACUGGCAAUUUGCAACUUGAUUUAAUUAUACAAAAAAGUCAAGCAGAAGCAAGCAGUGUAGCUGAUACUUUUGGUAUUUCAAAAGCUCCAGACGGAUUUUUUAUAAUUGUAAUGAAAUUCUAUAAAAAUGGUGAUUUAAAUCAAUACAUUGAAAAUGUCAAAGAUAUUAGCUGGAAAGAUAAAAUCGAUUUAUUAUGGGGGGUUACUGCGGGUCUGGAAAAUAUUCAUCGAUAUAAUCUCUAUCAUGGAAAUUUACACGGUGGAAAUAUAAUGAUCGAAGAUGAAUCAAUCUCGACCGAUGGAAGAAUAGCUGAUAUAGGAAUUCAUGGAUCA